This is a messenger RNA of Larimichthys crocea (large yellow croaker), 768 nucleotides long. RefSeq names its product unc-119 lipid binding chaperone c (gene unc119c). Bases 1 to 768 code for a protein of 255 amino acids. NCBI's taxonomy places the organism in Eukaryota, Metazoa, Chordata, Actinopteri, Sciaenidae. Gene Ontology annotation, cellular component: centrosome; spindle pole; intercellular bridge. The record is from RefSeq and is a predicted model, not a curated record. Gene Ontology annotation, molecular function: lipid binding. The transcript is spliced from 5 exons. Gene Ontology annotation, biological process: visual perception; negative regulation of caveolin-mediated endocytosis; positive regulation of protein tyrosine kinase activity.
AUGGCAGGCCAAGAGGAAACCACAUUUGAAAAUGGAGAGGAGUGGCAAAUGCAGAAUGGAGAAAGUGAAGGUGAUCAGGAAGAGAGAAAGGAAAAUGAGAAACACAUGGAGGUCGAUGGAAGCAUAGAGGCUUGGAAUGGGUUUAUUUCAGGGGGGACAGCAUUGGAUGAAGCAGAAGGGGAGGUCGUGGCUGAAUGGAAACCUGGUGAAACAGUCACCCCACAGCAUGUCUUAUUGCUGAAUAGUUACACCAAGGAUUACCUGUGUUCACCAGAAGACAACAUCUACAAUAUAAGCUUCUCUCGCUUCAAGAUCAGGGACCUGGGCAGUGGAGCAGUUAUCCUCGACAUAAAAAAACAUGGUCCAACAGAAAUUGAAGACGUCAUUGAACUUGAUACAAACAGAUUAAUUCAAUAUCACUUCUCCCCUGCAUUCUUGGCCCUCAGAGAGAUAGGAGCUACGUUGGAAUUCACAGUGGGCAGCAAGGCACUGAAUCGUUUCCGUCUGAUUGAGAGACAUUUUUUCAGAAACCUCCUGCUCAAAACCUUUGACUUUGAGAUUGGCUUCUGCAUUCCAUACAGCAGAAACACCUGUGAGCACAUCUACUGCUUACCUGACCUGGAACCAGAGACAGUUGAGAAAAUGAUUGCCAACCCAUUUGAGACGUGCUCAGACAGUUUUUACUUUGUCAACAACAAGCUGACCAUGCAUCACAAAGCAGAGUACUCCUUCAGCCUGCAAAGAGAAAUGGACAAAUCCAGGGAAUAG